Amorphotheca resinae ATCC 22711 is the source of this 1608-nucleotide messenger RNA. RefSeq lists its product as hypothetical. Bases 1 to 1608 code for a protein of 535 amino acids. NCBI's taxonomy places the organism in Eukaryota, Fungi, Ascomycota, Leotiomycetes, Helotiales, Amorphothecaceae. The record is from RefSeq and is a predicted model, not a curated record. The transcript has a single exon.
AUGGGUUUCUUUUCCGUUGUCGGAGCUAAGCGACAGAAACACGAUCCAGCUCCGGAAGUGUACGAAUACCCAGAUAUUCCUUCUAUACCGCGCCCAGUCAUCUAUAGGGCCUUAGAUCAUGAUCAGAUACCUUUGUACAACAAGUUAGUGGUUGAUGCAAGAGGUGUUGAACCUACCGAAUCCCUAGAAUGGGGUAAUCACAGAGUCGCGGAAGCUCGGGCCUUGCUAGAGCCAAUUGUUACAAGACAGAACGAGCGUCUGUUUAGAACCCACCACCGGUCUUUGAAGAUAGCAAGCAGCGUAGCUAUCCGAUUCGAUGUACAUCUGCGAAAAGAGAUCUGGGUUGGCCAAUUUUGGACUGCGGCCCCAGCUGACACCCAUGCUGGAGGAAUGGAAAUUCACCAGCUUCCACCCUUCAGAUAUCCUGAUUAUGCCGUCAUGCUCCCUCUUAUGAGUCUAUUCCCCUACCUUCUAAAUCCACGUCGGCUCUUGACAGCUGAGGAGCUCAACAAACUGCGGCUAAUGUAUCCACAUGCUUGUGGCGUGCAACUACUUAUCGGGGGUCAACUGGUGAUCCUGUUCAAGACAGAGUCGGAUAUGAGAGCUUCUUGGUCACGAGGGCUUUGUAGCGAAAUUGGCGGGCUUCAAGUUGUCUACAACGUUCUUGACUGUCAGCCAUCGCAUGACCCUGUCGUCCCUGGUGCCGUUGUGCAGAACUUUCCUGCGGACCCUAAGGACCCUCUUGCCUGGGUUUGCUUAGGCCUCAAGGUCAAGAUGCAAGAUGGUAGAGAUGCCAUUACAACUGUAACACAUGGAUUUGUAAAGUUACCCAAGAAGGGAGAAAAGAGAUGGAGGGCCAUCACAGCCAGUUACUUCGAUCACAUAAAGGCGAAGCUACGGAACUUCCAAACCCCAAGACGCGAGACUGUUAUUCCGGCAGUUGCUCGUUCAUCGUCGAUGUCACCGUACAACUCCCCUAUUGGCAAAAUAGUGACAUUGUUCCGUUCGAACAAGAAAAUUGGCUACAUUGGUAGAACUUGGGAUCGACCUAGCCGAUGGCUUCCAUAUCCAACGGGAUAUAAGCAUGACUUAUCCCUUAUCUACAGUAGUGAUGAUUCACAGCUUCCUCCUAUGUUCCCCCGUCCAGGUAAUCCAGCUAUAGAUGGCUGGGCAGACCUAGGCACUGUUCUAGAUGGCGCACCAGUGUUUGUGUCAUAUUACAACACAGUACUUGGCGGCGAGGUGCAAUUUGGCACGGCAAUUCGGGAAGGGCAGAUGAACAUUUCUGAGGCACACAGUGCACUUGUCCAGGGAACUCAGUGGGUAUGGGAUAGCCAACUUAUGACGCAGUCUGCGGCCCUUAUCUGGCGUAUUACGCCCAACAACCCGGACCAGUACACGUCAGGGGGAGGAUUUUCAGGCAGUGCCCUCUGUCUUGGAAGAGUAACGGACAGUACUGUCAAAGCAGUUGUGUUUCAAAAUUUUGAUGUGCCCUAUCCAUCAGGACCUGCCUUAGGUGAUUCAAGGCCAGCGGACUAUCCUACUUUCAACAUCAAGGGAGGCUUCGUACUACCACGGGAGCUGCUUGAAAGCGAAAUUCAGUGUUGA